CCGCACCCGCCGACCUCCUGCCGCAGCCCCCCGCAGAUGCCGGCGCCCCCACCCUCGAAGACCUCAUCCUCCACUCCGGGAAGAGCGUGCAGGACGUCCUCAACUCGGAGGAAGCGGUCCAUGCCGCCAUGAAACUCUCAGACCUCAAGCUCAUCGGCUACGACCACGGCAUCCUCAGCGUCACCGGCUGGUUCACAGACGGCCUCGUCGCGCUCCACACCGAGCUCGGCCUUCCCUGGUGGGCCGCCAUCGCAGGCACCACCGUCCUCAUCCGCCUCUGUCUCACCCGGCUCGUCGUCAACACCCAGAAGCACAGCGUCCGCCUCGCCGCCGUCAACCCGCAGAUCCAGGAACUGAUGGCCGAGGCCAAGGUCGCGAGCGCCAACAAGGACACCCACAUGCAGACGCUCAUCAGCCAGCGUCUGCGCGACCUCAUGAAGGAGCACAACGUCAACCCGCUCAGGCCCCUGCUGCUUCCUCUCGUCCAGAUGCCCAUCUUCUUGACCUUUUUCAGCAUCGUCCGCGGCCUCGCUAACCUUCCCCUGCCCCAGCUGAAGGAAGGCGGUCUCGGCUGGGUCACCGACCUGACCGCUGCCGACCCGUACUACAUCCUUCCAGCCACGUCGUUGCUCUUUACCAACUUGGUCUUCAAGUUUGGUGCCGACGGCGUGCCCACCGCCGCCAAGGCUGGUAGCCCGAUGACCACCGCCCACAUGCGCAACUUUAUCCAGCUGACCACCUUUCUCUCAUUCCCCCUCAUCAUGUACUUUCCUUCCGCCCUCCUCUUCUACUGGACCUUUUCCACCGGCUUCACCCUUUUACAAUCCAUCAUCCUCCGCCAACCGAUCGUCAAGCGAUACCUCGGUUUACCCGUCACCAAAGCCCAGGCGCUCGAACCGGGAGCAGAGCCCCUCAAAAGUCCUUCCUACAUGGACACCUUUAACGCCGCGAAAGAAUACUUUCAAAAAUCUGUCAAGCAGGCUUCUGAAGAUUCUGCCAACAGGGCGCACGCCGAGCAAAAGGCAAAGCAUGCGAGCGUGCAGAGGAAGCAGCAGCAGGGAGCGUUUGUCGAGAGGAUCCAGGAACCUGGUCCCGAGGUCAGCGACGCACAGACCGUCAAGAGGCCCGAGGGACGGGAAGCUGAAAAGCAGAGGAGAAUAGAAGAGGCGAGAAGAAGGAGGGCUAGGUCAUGAUUCGGGUCAUCGUCAUGUUAUGCAUAUGCACUAGAGCACUA
Cryptococcus deneoformans JEC21 is the source of this 1234-nucleotide messenger RNA. RefSeq lists its product as hypothetical. NCBI's taxonomy places the organism in Eukaryota, Fungi, Basidiomycota, Tremellomycetes, Tremellales, Cryptococcaceae. The coding region runs from base 129 to 1193 and encodes 354 amino acids. The transcript has 3 exons. The record is from RefSeq and is a predicted model, not a curated record. Gene Ontology annotation, molecular function: membrane insertase activity. Gene Ontology annotation, cellular component: mitochondrial inner membrane. Gene Ontology annotation, biological process: mitochondrial respiratory chain complex IV assembly; protein insertion into mitochondrial inner membrane from matrix.